Schistocerca gregaria is the source of this 1018-nucleotide messenger RNA. RefSeq lists its product as uncharacterized. The record is from RefSeq and is a predicted model, not a curated record. The transcript has 2 exons. Lineage: Eukaryota; Metazoa; Arthropoda; Insecta; Orthoptera; Acrididae. The coding region runs from base 149 to 754 and encodes 201 amino acids.
CCAGAUGGUAGCAGGUUCGCAGCCAGACGCUUGCGUCACUUCCAGGCUAGGCAAGCACGCUGCAGGCAUCGCGUCGAGGGUCUAGUGCCAGCCACAGCUCGCGAGGGGAGUGUUUGGACAAGGAAAGAAGACCGCUGACGCAGUCGCUAUGGUUCCACCGCUACCCUUCUUUCGUCCCGCCGAGAUGUUUCUAGAGACCGAGUGGGACAGCGACCUCGAGCAUCCUCCGAACGCACCACCUGUUCCCCAGCAUCUGCAGGCGCUGGUCGGGUACCACAGGUCGCAGGCUGUUCCUCCGAACAAACCACGUGUUCCCCAGAAGCCGGGAUUUAUGGCCGCCGACGGCAAGUCUCUGACUGGGCCCCUGCAGCUCGAGCCGGAAGAGUGGCCGACGCCUGAGGAGGCAGCCACCAUGGAGAGGCUGGACCAAAUGCUGCGAGCUCCCAGACCGCUGUUUCGGCCGGCGCCCAGAGUGAUUCUGUACCAGCAAGAAGAGGGGACGGGAGCGGCUGCGCCGCUGGACCUGGGCGAGUGGCCAACUCCCCAAGCGGCCGGUCUGUGUGUUGAGGAGCAGCCGCCAGCGGCAGCGCAGGACACCACGCCACGGCCCGUGCGGCUGAUGUCUGAACUUUUUGCGCCUCGCACUGCGACAGAAAACUCGGAGGACCCUUGUAGAAAACUUGAGGACUCGCCUAUUCAGUGCAGCGAAGAUGAGCACACUGUCAGCUCAGAGUCCAGAGGAGAAACCACAUGAACUGGAAACGGAAGCGAGCGCUGGAGGUGAUAGUGGUAGACUCUAGCGAUGGACAUAGAAUACCUACGGACCUCACGCAGGGCUGGAGAUUGACCAGAAGAAAAUUUGUCACCAUUUCAUGACGCUGUCGUCACAGACAGCCACCACUGUCCAGUUCUCAUAAACGCUCUGCUAAAAUGUGGGAAGUGAGAAGUUUUAUGCUUUUGAUGGAACCAGUCGGGUGCUUUUGACAUGUCGUUUUUAAUAAAUAUUGUGAAGCAGUGA